GACGGGUUUCCGAGUGGAGGAUGACAUAAGACAGAUUUCUCUGCACCAAAAAAAAAAAAAAAAAAAACUAAUUAACUACGAAAGCUCGGAGACUGAUCUGAUUACAAUCAGAUCACGGUUAACUGCCAAGCCUUUGCAUCUGUAAUCUUAACCGCGACUUCUUCGAGGAAAGAGAGAAAAAAAAAGACAAAAGGGGGGGAAAGAAGAAAGCCUUUCCAUAAAAUGGCGAAGAGCGUGAGGGCCAGCGUUUCCAAACGCAACAGGGCGAAGCUUCGAGCAACGGUUUUCGGCCCUGCUGUUGAUGCACGGACGGAAAGGCUUUCAGCAAAGCUACAAGAACUUGCUUCUCAUGCGAAGGAACAAGAGAGGUCAAGUAUGGAGUUAGAUAUCACUGGAACGGAUCGUAACAGUGACUCCAAAAUUCGAAAUUCGGAAGAAGAUAUGGACAUUGAUGGAGAAGCCACCAAAUCCAUCAGGAAUCACCCUCGCCGAUCCAAAGGCAUCCAGAAACGUAACAAGAGAAAGAGCCAUUCGUCCAUAGUUUUUGCUCGGCGUCCAUCGGGCCCAAAGAAAGCCCCCAAGAAAAAGUGAAAUCAACUAGGCUUUCUUUUGAAAGGAAAAAAGUGUAAAGUAUCAUACAGCAUCUCAAAAACGGAACCUGGGUCUGAUGGCGGUUACGAUGGUCAAUUCAAGCUUCGAUACUACUUCAUCUUUCGACCUAGUCCUUCUAUAUUUGCUCAGCAUGGAACCAUCUCCUGUCGUUUAUUCCCAUAGACACUACCAUCCAUUACUAGGAAAAUAUAUUGAGCAAACAAGCAGGCUGUGGCUUAGCAGCUUAAUACAAUGUAUUAUUAUUCCAUAUGCCUUGUGAUGUAUUCCUUUGCAAGCUGUAACCAUGCUUCAAACAUAUAAAC
Monascus purpureus is the source of this 914-nucleotide messenger RNA. The record is from the annotation of a GenBank genome assembly. NCBI's taxonomy places the organism in Eukaryota, Fungi, Ascomycota, Eurotiomycetes, Eurotiales, Aspergillaceae.